UCAGCUUCGAAAAAAAAAAAAAAGAAAGGAAAUAAAAUUCAAAAUAUCACCGCUGCUACAAUUUCCUUCUCUCUCUUAAGAAUAUACACCGUUCUCUUUCUGCAAAAUCGUUGCCGGAAAUGGUUCCGCCGGAGAUAGACCCACUUUCUCGGCUAAGUUUGCCUCCUGGAUUUCGUUUUUAUCCGACGGAUGAGGAGCUUUUGGUGCAGUAUCUAUGUCGAAAAGUAGCAGGACAUCAUUUCGAUCUGCAAAUUAUCGCUGAAAUUGAUCUGUACAAAUUCGAUCCAUGGAUUUUACCAAGUAAAGCCAUAUUUGGUGAAAAAGAAUGGUACUUCUUCAGCCCCCGGGAUAGAAAGUACCCAAACGGGUCAAGGCCAAACAGGGUUGCGGGUUCUGGGUAUUGGAAGGCUACUGGAACUGACAAGGUGAUCACCACAGAGGGUCGUAAAGUUGGCAUCAAGAAAGCCCUGGUUUUCUACGUUGGAAAAGCCCCCAAAGGAACCAAAACUAAUUGGAUCAUGCACGAGUAUCGCCUCUUAGAACACUCACGAAAGAACGGAAGCUCUAAGCUGGAUGAUUGGGUUUUGUGCCGGAUUUACAAGAAGCAUUCGAACUCUCAGAAGCCUACGACAAGCGUUUCGAGCAAAGAACAAAGCAACGAUUCAUCGUCUUCGUCCCACUUGGACGACGUGAUGGAGUCGUUGCCGGAGAUUGAUGACCGCUUCUUAGCCUUGCAGCGCAUGAAUUCUCUGAGAAACCAACAACACGAUGAGAAGUUCAACUUUCAGAAUCUGGGUUCCGGGAAUUUCGACUGGGCCAGCCUUUUAGGCGUCAACACGGUGCCGGAACUCGCAUUGGAAAAUCAAGCUCGGGCUCAAACUAAUUGCACAAGUAAUGACAUGUAUGUCCCUUCCAUUCCGCCACUUUGCCACGUGGAGUCCCCACCGGAGAAGUUCCGGAACACGGUGGAUGAGGAGGUUCAGAGUGGAACCAGAACUCAGCGGCCGGUCGAUAACUCGUUCUUCUUCCAUCAGUACCCGAACUUGUUGACUCAGAACUUUUCUAACACACUUGACCCGAACGGGUUUAGGUACCCGAACCAGCCGAGUGGGUUCGGGUUCCGGCAGUGAGAAAAGUGAAUUUCUAAUUAGAACAGUGGGGAUUGGAUUAUAUGUAAAUAUUUUUUGGGAUUCUUUGGGCUAACAUUUUGGCUUUAGAUUCCAAAAGAGGAAAGUUGGAACUUCACUUUUAGGGUACUGUAGAAUCAAAUCAAGACGGGCCGACGGCAAUGAAAACAUUCGGCCCUUUUUUGCUGGGGGGUAGGGGGCAUAGGGCUCAGUUUCAAAAUGUGCACCAGACGAGAAUAAUAUACAUAUACCUUUCUGCAAUUUAAAUGCAAAUUUAUCAGAA
Molecule: messenger RNA, 1410 nt
Organism: Carya illinoinensis
Lineage: Eukaryota; Viridiplantae; Streptophyta; Magnoliopsida; Fagales; Juglandaceae
Product: NAC domain-containing protein 72-like
Exons: 3
Coding region: 120-1130 (336 amino acids)
Biological process (GO): regulation of DNA-templated transcription
Molecular function (GO): DNA binding
Source: RefSeq, a predicted model, not a curated record